Molecule: messenger RNA, 881 nt
Organism: Gossypium arboreum
Lineage: Eukaryota; Viridiplantae; Streptophyta; Magnoliopsida; Malvales; Malvaceae
Product: calcium-binding protein CP1-like
Exons: 1
Coding region: 86-580 (164 amino acids)
Molecular function (GO): calcium ion binding; enzyme regulator activity
Source: RefSeq, a predicted model, not a curated record
AAAUAUGGCUUGAAAAUCAAAGCCAAAUUGUUCAAGUGAUUUGCCAGUAAUCAAACCCUUCCCCCCAAAAAGACAAAACAAAAAAAUGUGUCCGUCGGAAAGAAACUUGAGACGGCCGGAAAAUCGAGUUCCGGCACCGGAAACCGAUUUCAGAUCGGCAUUCGAGGUACUCGACGCGGAUCGCGACGGGAAGAUAAGCAGAGACGAUUUAAGAAGAUUUUACGCUGGAUUUUCGUACGGUUCCGAAGAUGCCGACGAAAUGAUCGGGGCGAUGAUUUCGUUAGCGGAUUUAAACAGCGACGGAUUCGUGGAGUACGACGAGUUCGAACGCGUUUUAGGAGGGUAUAAUAACAAAAAGAAGGUAUCAAGUUACGGUGUAAUGGAAGAUGUUUUCAAGGUUAUGGAUAAAGAUGGAGAUGGAAGAUUAAGCCACGAAGAUUUGAAAAGUUAUAUGAACUGGGCUGGGUUUUCGGCUUCAGAUGAAGAUAUUAAAGCGAUGAUUAGAUUGGGCGGUGGUGAUGAUAAAGGUGUUUGUUUUGAUGGUCUGCUUAAGAUUUUAGCUGUUGAUUUUUCUGGCUAAUUUUAGAGUUUUUUUGGUGAGGAUUGAAAUGAUGAAUCAAAUUGAAAUCAAUAAUUGUUGAAAAAAAAUGCUAAGAACGUGUCUUUGUUCAUCAUUUCUCUUCUGCAAGAAAUGUAAGAUCAUUUUUUUUAAUGCAAAAAAAAAACCCUCUUAAAAAAAAAAAUCUCUAAUAGUUAAAUUGUUCAUCAUUUUAGAUGUUACGCUGCUCGUAUUAUUUUUAGAGCUUCUCAUUCACUUGUAAUUCAACAAAAAGACAAAAAAAAAUUAUGACUUUAAUGUUUAAACUUUUCAUUCAUCCGCA